Molecule: messenger RNA, 2311 nt
Organism: Pristis pectinata (smalltooth sawfish)
Lineage: Eukaryota; Metazoa; Chordata; Chondrichthyes; Rhinopristiformes; Pristidae
Product: ovarian cancer G-protein coupled receptor 1-like
Exons: 3
Coding region: 276-1361 (361 amino acids)
Biological process (GO): cellular response to pH; G protein-coupled receptor signaling pathway
Cellular component (GO): membrane
Molecular function (GO): G protein-coupled receptor activity
Source: RefSeq, a predicted model, not a curated record
GUGAACCUGGCGUAAGUCUCUUGAGUUUAAUUUGACCGGAGCCACCUUUAGAUUGUUUCAGGAGAUGAAGAAAACAUUCAAUGUAAAGCAAAAAAAGACGUUGGAAAUCUGGAACAGAAGUUAAAACGGUUGGGAGAUAUUCAGCAGUCACACAAGCGUCAGUGAAGAAGAACUUAAAUAAAAUCGUGUCAGGACAAAGUUGAUCACAUAAGUCAGUCUACCGGCAGGGAAGCAGAGCCCAGUUUUAUAAGAAAGUUUCUGCCUGACUUUGGAAGAUGACCAACUGUUCUAUUGACCAUGGGAUCCAUCAAAAGGUGUUCCCCACUGUUUAUAUCUUGGUCUUCAUCAUCGGCUUGCCCACUAACCUCCUGUCACUAUACCACAGCUACCUGCAGAUCAGGCAGAGGAACGAGCUGGGAAUCUACCUCUGCAAUCUGACCAUCUCUGACCUCUUCUACCUCAUUUCCCUGCCCUUGUGGGUCCAGUACAUCCUGCAGCACGACGACUGGAUCUUCUCGCCAGAGCUAUGCAAGCUCAGCGGCCUGCUCCUCUACCAGAACAUCUACAUCAGCAUUGGCUUCCUCUGUUUCAUCUCCAUCAACCGGUUCCUGGCUGUGACCUACCCGAUGAGCUUCAAGUCCAUGCACACCAUGAAGGCCGCGUUGCUCAUCAGCGCCAUCAUCUGGCUCAAGGAGAUAGUGGUCUGCACCCUCUUCAUUGGCAGCAAAGUCCUCAGUAAAGACGAAGAGAAUGACACCUUGUGCUUUGAGCAUUAUCCCCUGCGCACAAAGGACAUAAACUUAAAUAUUUACCGCCUCUCCAUUGGCUUCUUUCUCCCGCUCAUCUUGUUAAUCUUCUCCUACUGCAAGGUUCUCUCUGUGGUCCACAGGAGUCACGGACUCCAAAUGGAGAGGAAGCUCAGGAUCAAAAGGCUGGUGUCUGGGACCAUUAUCAUUUUCUUGGUCUGCUUUGCUCCCUACCACAUUUUUCUGAUGGUGCGGACCUUAUUUGAACGAAGCUGUGAUUUUGUUCAUCAUAUUUUUGAUGUCUACCACUGUGGGCUCCUGCUGACCAGUUUAAACUGCGUGGCCGAUCCCAUUCUGUACUGUUUUAUCUCUCGGAGCUCACAAGGCUGGCUGGCCAGGUUCCUAGAUCCUUUAACAAGUCUCGUCCGCUGUAGAAGGAGGCAAGGAAUUCAGACACUGGAGAUGAAAGUCAAACCGUCAGUCACCACGAAAACAAGACUUUUACCUCAGGGCCACGAGAAAGUGGUGGAAAAUGGUUACGAUAAUGGAGCAAAGAUCCAACUCAAUCAGUAUUCACAGAAAGAGUUCCAAGAGCCAAUGAGCAUGGAUGUGUAGAGGUCAAAGGACAAUGUAAGCUGAGCAAAAGAGACACUGAUAGAACACAGAAGUGUAGACACCAGAGACUGGAACCUGGAGCAACAAACAAUCUGCUGGAGGAACUCGGAGGUUUGAGCAGUCCUGAUGCACGGGUUUGACCCGAAAUGUCGACAGUUCCUUUCCUCCCACAGAUGCUGCUCGACCCGCUGAGUUCCUCCAGCAGAUUGUUUGUUAGAACAUAGCGUGUGCUUGAGUGUGUGACAGUGUGUGCAGGUAUCUAACUGUGUAUUUGAAGGGGCAGGGAGCGUGUGCCUCUUAAUAGUGAAGCUAUUUCUUUUUUCCCUACCUUCUCCACGAUCUCGCAAGUUCAUCCAGCCUGUUGGAUGCUUAACCCAUUCUUCAAGUGUCAGUGACAGCAACAACCUGUUAAACCUUGCCCAUUACCUGCUCGCCAGCAGAAACAUGGUCAGUAGACCUAAAGUUUAUUGCCUAUAAAUCAUCAUGCAUUACUUUUUUAACGGCUUAAAACUCAUUUCAUCCUAUUCUCUCUGGGACUCAGCAACCUAAAGACAAAUUAAGAAAGUUCAUUUGCACAGAUCUGCUUCGCCGCCGUCUCGUGACAUUUUGCAAGAAAAGUGUGAAUUGACCAUUGUGCCUAAUAAGGUUGAAUAAAAUAAAACAAACUGAACAUGCUGGACAUGCUCAGCAUCCGGGAAAAGGGAAGCACUGCCAAUGUUUCCCGUUGAAGAAUUUUCAUCAGCACUUUUGUGGAGAGUAAGACGCGAGGGGCCAACAAUGAGUUAAACCCAAGGCUGCUAGACCGUGUUAUUCCAGGGAGAACUUCCACAAGUGGCAAAGGAGGACCGUAAAAAAGCAAACCAGUUUGAUCAUUCUCUCCGACUUCAAGACUGCAGUGAGGAGAACCAAUCAGAACCAACCAACCAACCAACCAACUGAUUCUCCCUGAC